UUUAUAAAAAAGAAAUUUCCCAACGGCCUGCCGUCUGUCCUUUCUCUCUCCUACUCCCGUAGAAUUUUUCUCUCUUCCGUCUUCUCCAUUUCUGCAGAUAAUUUUCUUUUGUCUUAACCCAGAAUUUCGCACUCUGCCACUCUCUCGCUCCUAAAAAACGAUCAUUUUGCUCGAAGUUUCUCCUUCGCUUAUCGAUGGCGGACAUAAUCUUUCUGUGAUUUUGUUGAAUUUUUUUGGGCGUUACAAUGGAGUUGAUUGAAGGAGUAGGUGAGAGUUCUUCGCCACCUCGGAGUUUUGGCGGUGGUGGAAUAGGCGGCAGCGUAUUGCUUGAUAUACGGGACGAUGUAUAUAAUCGGUUGAUAGAAAAUGGAAUUGAAGAAGUUGUUUCUAAUCCUGACUUCCGUGAGAUCUUGGAUGUUCAUUUCAAUAAAUUGCCUCCUAGUUAUGGUUUGGAUAUAAAUAUAGAUAGAGCAGAAGACGUUUUGUUACAUCGAAAGCUUCUUGCAUUGGCGAAGGACCCUGAAAAGAGACCUGUUUUCCAUGUCCGUUGUUUGGAGAACUUCAAAUCAGAGGAUAGCGAAGAACAUCUGGCUCUAGUUAAUAAUCAUGGAGAACGUGUGCAGAACAACAGGGAAGAAGGAAGGGAAUUUGAACCCUGUUCCAAGCUUGAAGAUCUUAAUUUAGAGGUUAGACAGAAUUCUGGAAUGAUGAAAAAGAGCCAGGAAAUUUCUUCCCAUGUUCCAACUCACGAAGUAAUAUGUUCUACACCAGAUAAACCCAAGCUUCUCAGUCAGCUAUCUGCUUUGCUAUCUGACGUAGGGCUUAACAUUCGUGAAGCACAUGUAUUCUCAACCACUGAUGGCUACUCCUUGGAUGUAUUUGUGGUGGAUGGAUGGCCUGUGGAGGAUGCUGAUAGCUUGCGCAAAGCUAUGGAAGAAGCAAUUGAUAAGAGUGAGGGCUCGUGGUCUGGCUCAUCACAUUCAAAGUUUUCGGUGAAGAAGGCACUAGCUGCUCGAGGAGAACCUGGAAAUUGGGAAAUAGAUAGAAGAUUGUUGAAGAUAGGGGACAAAGUUGCAUCUGGAUCUUGUGGCGAUCUGUAUCGAGGUGUGUACCUUGGUCAGGAUGUGGCUGUCAAGAUUCUCAGAUCUGAGCAUCUAACUGAAGCGUCAGAGGAUGAGUUUGCUCAAGAAGUGGCAAUUUUAAGGGAGGUGCGACAUGAAAAUGUUGUUCGUUUUAUUGGCGCUUGUACAAAGUCUCCUGAUUUAUGCAUUGUAACAGAGUACAUGCCUGGAGGGAGUCUGUAUAACUACCUGCACAAAAAUAAAAGAGCUUUGAAGUUUUCAGAGCUGUUGAAAUUUGCAAUUGAUGUCUCCAAAGGGAUGGAAUACUUGCAUCACAAUGACAUAAUCCAUAGGGAUCUGAAAUCAGCAAAUUUGCUUAUGGAUUCGCUUCAAGUCGUUAAAGUUGCAGACUUUGGUGUUGCUCGCUUUCUACAUCAGGAGGGAGUUAUGACAGCAGAAACUGGAACGUACAGAUGGAUGGCACCUGAGGUGAUAAAUCAUCAGCCCUAUGACCAGAAAGCGGAUAUAUUUAGUUUUGCUAUUGUACUAUGGGAGCUUUUGACAGCAAAGAUUCCAUAUGAGAACAUGACGCCACUGCAAGCUGCAUUAGGUGUAAGACAGGGGCUCCGACCUGAGAUUCCACAGGAAAUACACCCAAAGCUUUGCAAUUUGAUGCAGAGAUGUUGGGAUACAGCUCCCAGUAACCGGCCACCGUUUUCCAUUAUAAGAGUAGAGCUUGAAGAUCUCCUAGAGAAUGAUCAGGAAACUUCUGCAACAGUAGCUGGCAAUCUAGCAUCGGGAAAUAUAUUGUGAAUUACAGAGAUGGCUGAGCUGAUAAACUACGCGAGAGCCUUUUUGGGUUAUUCCUUUUGUAUUUGUUUUAAGGACGGGUUGGGAAUUGAGUGUGCUAGAAAUAGAUACUUGUGUACAAGCACAAAAAGAGUGACUGCGAGGUUUUUUCUGAAGAAAAUACUUUGGAGUUUCCUUGUAAAAACUACAGAGUAGUCCCUGGAAAGUAAUACGAAUCUUCUCAAUGAAUUAUGUUGAUGUUCAA
This is a messenger RNA of Spinacia oleracea (spinach), 2115 nucleotides long. Its product is annotated as serine/threonine-protein kinase STY46. The transcript has 17 exons. Gene Ontology annotation, biological process: protein phosphorylation. Gene Ontology annotation, molecular function: protein serine/threonine kinase activity; ATP binding. The coding region runs from base 246 to 1874 and encodes 542 amino acids. The record is from RefSeq and is a predicted model, not a curated record. NCBI's taxonomy places the organism in Eukaryota, Viridiplantae, Streptophyta, Magnoliopsida, Caryophyllales, Amaranthaceae.